Messenger RNA from Candida tropicalis MYA-3404, 1431 nucleotides. RefSeq names its product Ino2p (gene INO2). The record is from RefSeq and is a predicted model, not a curated record. NCBI's taxonomy places the organism in Eukaryota, Fungi, Ascomycota, Pichiomycetes, Serinales, Debaryomycetaceae. The transcript has a single exon. The coding region runs from base 1 to 1431 and encodes 476 amino acids.
AUGUCUACCACUACAACUACAACUUUGCAACAACCAAAACACGAAUUCAUUAUGACAACUACUGAUAAUAAUACUAAUAACAACAACAACAACAGUGACACUCAUCAACAACAACAGCAACAAAAUGAGUUUGAUUUACUUGAUAUCUUUUCAACUGAUAUGGAUUUCGAACAAGCUUAUAAUAUGUACAACACUUUACAACAAAAAAAUGCCUUGGGUUCAUUUGAACAAUUACAAAAAGUACAACAAUUAAAUCAACAAUAUACAAGUACUUUACCUGCUUCUACCUCAAAUCAACAUCAAUUCCCUGAUCAAUUUGCUUAUGAAAGAGCUCAUAUCUUGAAUGGUCCUCACAAUCAACAACAACAAUCACAAUCACAACCGCAACCGCAAGGACUCGUGAACAAUUAUAUGAACAAAAAUUAUGCAUUCAAUGAUCAAAUGGAUGAAGAUGAUGACGAAGAUGAUGAUUUUGAUCAAUUCUUCACCAACACUGAAUCAAAUGCAUUGGAAAAGUUUUUAGAUAAUUUAGCUAAUCCUGUUUCAACCGGUGAUCCAUUACAAUUUUAUAAUCAUAACAUCAAUGCUAGUCAUUCAUUAAAUACUAAUCAUGAAAUUGAUUUUAAUUUUGAAAUGCAUACUAUGAAAGUACCUCAACAUUUGAAACCAAGAAGUGUUAGCGCUGAUAAUCUACUACCAAUUCCAUUACCACCAACUCAACCUACUGCCCAACAAUCAUCUACAACAAAUCCAAAUGAUUCACAUCAUCAACAUGUUCAUCAGCAAACAGAUCCUGCUCAAUUGAAAAAAGAAUUAACUGAAGCUUUUACUAACCCUUCAGUAUCUACAUUCAAUCACUUGCCAUCACCAAAUGAUUCACUUCACAAGAUUGAUAAUGACCCAUUUUUAACCACUUCAAAUUUGAAAUCCACUAAUGAUACCACUACAAACAACAAAAAAUCUAAACAUUUAAUUACUCCUCCAACUUCUGGCGACGAACUGAGGAAAAGAAAUAGUGAUGAUGAUGAAAGUGAUGAAGAAAUUUCUAAAGAAAAUGAAGUUGAAGAAGAUGAUGAUGGUGAUGAUGAAGCAUCUAAAUCAGAGAAGCCAUUAAAAAAGAGAAGAAGAUCAUCAAAUAAACCAUUGUUAAGUCUUGAACAAAAAAGAUUAAAUCAUUCACAUUCAGAACAAAAGAGAAGACAAUUGUGUAAAUUGGCUUAUCAAAGAUGUCUUGAAUUAAUUAUUGAUUUGGAUGCAUUUAAUAAAUUGCCAGAAUUGAAUGAAAGUGAACGAAAAUCAAAAAGAGCAAGAAUUAAUAAAGAUGGCUUACCUAAUUUAAGUAAACAUAAUGCAUUAAUUAGAAUCAGUAAUGAAAUGAUUCUAAUUAAAACCAUGAAUGAAAAUUUAGAAAAAUUUAUUGCAAACAACUAA